UGGUUUCUGUCAAAUUAUUUAGCUAGCCGAUGUUAGCCAGUUAGCCGGUAUGACACUUAAAGUAAUGACGAACAGCUGAGCAUUUUCAGCGAAAAUUACACCGGGACACACGUUAACAUCGCUGUUAAAAGGGUCUUUUACAGCUCUCUGUCAAAUACGUAGCGGAUGGCCCGGACAGCACUUGUCGUGGGACCGACAUAGAGAGAGGGACACCAUUCUGAACCUCUGAAUGAGUAAUGAACUUAAACCCCUUCUGGAGCAUGUCUGCCAAUACGAGUCGAAAGCAGAGACCUGACGGCGAGGAACAGAGUGGGCAAGGUGAGCAGAGAGCCAGCCCAGCCCGGCUGCCCUUUGGUAAAAAGCAGCUUCCAUCCAUUCCUAAGAAUGCAGCCCCCAUUACCAAGCCUGCGUCAAUGGGCGUCCCAGCCCAGUCAGCCAAUGGCACACACGCUUCAUAUGGCCCCUUUUACCUGGAGUACUCUCUGCUGGCUGAGUUCACACUAGUGAUUAAGCAGAAACUCCCUGGAAUUUAUGUCCAGCCGUCCUACAAGUCGGCACUAAUGUGGUUCGGGGUCAUAUUCAUCAGACAUGGCUUGUACCAGGAUGGAGUCUUCAAGUUCACUGUGUAUAUUCCAGAUAACUAUCCCGAUGGAGAGUGUCCUAAACUAGUAUUUGACAUCCCAGUCUUCCAUCCUCUUGUUGACCCUGUGUCUGGAGAGCUUGAUGUCAGAAGAGCGUUCACCAAAUGGAGACGGAACCACAACCACAUUUGGCAAGUCUUGAUGUACGCUCGUACAAUCUUCUACAAGAUCAAUACCACGGAACCACUCAACCCGGAAGCGGCUGUGCUAUAUGAGAAGGAUGUGCAGUUGUUCAAAAGCAAAGUGGUGGAUAGUGUGAAAUUAUGCAACAGUCAUCUUUUUGACCAGCCCAAGAUGGAUGAUCCGUACGCAAUAAGUUUCUCUCCAUGGAACCCAACUGUUCACGAGGAGGCAAAAGAGCGGAUGUUCACAUACAAAAGACGGCCUGAGGACCCCCACAAGGCAACACAGGUGUCCGGGCUGUCUUGGGUGAAGCCUGGAUCGACACAGCCCUUCAGCAAAGACGACGGUCCUCCCCAGAGCUGAGCCUGCACCGUCGAUGCAGCCGCCACUAGAGGGAGGCCCACGCAUCGGCUCGCCUCGGCUGUUUUAUGUGAACUGGAUCCUUGAAACAGUCGGGAGAACGUUGUGUUAAAUCUCCACAUUAUUGCUCAGCUUUAAAAGCUUUUUAGGCAUCUCCUCGACCAGCUUUAGAAUAAGGAAUCAAAGUUUGUAUUAUAUGUAAAGCGACGAUGACAAAUGGAUGUCCCAGCAACCUCAUUUUAGGCUGUGAUGCAAUCAAAGAGCUUUGUCAAUUCGAUUUUCAGAAGCGUGCAGAUCUUGGGCUCAGUGAUACAACAUACUGUCAACAAGGAGCUGAAAAGUAUGAGCGAAGCAUUCAUACGGUAAGUGUAGUGGACUACAUGAUCUCUACCACUUGUUGAAAAUUGCCUCAGGGCUGUUUUAUUUGUCAGACUUGGAUUAGACAAUGAUUUCUUCUUAAUCCCACUGUGUAAACUAUUGUCUUAUUUAUAUA
Anarrhichthys ocellatus (wolf-eel) is the source of this 1617-nucleotide messenger RNA. RefSeq names its product akt interacting protein (gene aktip). The transcript is spliced from 10 exons. Lineage: Eukaryota; Metazoa; Chordata; Actinopteri; Perciformes; Anarhichadidae. Bases 237 to 1127 code for a protein of 296 amino acids. The record is from RefSeq and is a predicted model, not a curated record.